CACAGACAGACACACAGAGUGACAGAGAGGGACACAGACACCCCGACAGCUGCAGUCACUCUCUGUGCAGUUGGAGACAUUGUUGCUCAGUGACUGGACAGUAAGUUUGGGGGAAAAAAGAAAAGUUCUGCGCGAAAAAAAAAUCCCAGAGAUGUGUUAAGACGUGCAAACGGACGGGAUGGUGAUGAAUGGAUUGGCCUCGUGUGAAGCCGGAAUAGCCGUGUGGGAGAGAGGGGGCCUGCUUCGCAACCGAAUGGAGGCGUCUUGUCUCGAGCUGGCUUUGGAAGGGGAGCGGCUGUGCAAAGCUGGAGAUUUCAAGGCCGGAGUGGCGUUCUUUGAAGCCGCCGUGCAGGUUGGGACGGAGGACUUGAAGACCUUGAGCGCCAUCUACAGUCAACUGGGCAAUGCCUACUUCUACCUGAAGGAGUACUCGAAAGCCCUGGAGUACCACAAGCACGACCUAACACUGGCCAGAACAAUAGGGGAUCGCAUUGGAGAAGCCAAAGCCAGUGGGAACCUCGGUAAUACACUGAAGAUUCUCGGGAGCUACGACGAAGCCAUCGCCUGCUGCAUAAGGCACUUAGACAUCUCUCGUGAGCAUAGCGAUAAGGUGGGUGAAGCCAGAGCCUUGUACAAUAUUGGGAAUGUUUUCCAUGCCAAAGGGAAGCAGAGGUCGUGGAGUGCGUCUCACGAGUCUGGAGAGCUACCGGACGAGGUGAAAGACACUUUACAGAAGGCGACUGAAUACUACGAGAUGAAUCUUGCCAUCGUAAAGGAAAUGGGUGAUCGGGCAGCCCAAGGUCGGGCCUAUGGGAACCUUGGCAACACCCAUUACCUUUUAGGAAACUACCUUGAUGCCAUUGGAUUUCACAAAGAGCGUCUUUCAAUAGCCAAAGAAUUUGGUGACCGAGCUGCUGAGAGAAGAGCCUACAGCAAUCUGGGGAACGCACAUAUAUUUCUGGGGAAGUUUGAAGUGGCUGCUGAAUAUUACAAAAAAACUCUGCAGCUAUCCCGACAGUUGAAGGACCAGGCGGUGGAAGCUCAGGCUUGUUACAGCCUCGGCAACACGUGUACACUGCUGCGGGACUACGAGAGAGCCAUUGAGUACCACCUGAAGCAUCUCUCAAUUGCUCAGGAACUAGAUGACAGGGUUGGAGAAGGGAGAGCCUGCUGGAGUCUCGGAAACGCUUACGUCUCACUUGCCAAUCAUGAGCAAGGGCUUCACUUUGCUUCGAGGCAUUUAGAAAUCUCCAGAGAGAUCGGCGAUCGAAACGGCGAACUCACAGCGUACUUGAAUGUGACUCAGCUCCAGUCUGCGCUGGGGAUGAGCUCAUCUCCAGAGGAGAGACAGUCCUUUCUCCACCACACACACUACGAAGCACAAGGUGCUCGACCAAGAGUAGUGCCUCCUCGGUACAGCAUGGAGAACAUGGAUCUCGUGAACCUCACUCCAGAGAAGGAAUUAAAUGGAGAUGCAGCAGAGGAGCAUCACUGCACUGAUCUGAGGAGCGGGGGGAAGGUAUCUCUCUCUGGGCAGGUGAGGAGCAAAAGAUACCCAGAGAGACCAUCAGCGACUGAGGACCAUCAGCAGGGAGCCAGCCCAGUCCCUCCAGUGGACACCAGCGAUGUUCACCUUCAAGUGGCCCAGAUGAAGAUAAGUCGGGAGGCCUCGGAUGAAGAAUGCUUCUUUGAUCUGCUGAGUCGUUUUCAAAGUAGUCGCAUGGAUGAUCAACGUUGUACCUUAGACGAGCGGCAGAACGGUGCCAUGAGCAACACCUCCCCACCGCUGUCUCCUUUGCAGGAGACGACUCAAUCCUCGGUCAUUACAUCCCCUCAGACGGAAGAGUUUUUUGACUUGAUCGCGAGUUCCCAGAGCCGGAGGCUGGACGACCAGCGAGCCAGCGUGGGCAACCUGCCAGGACUGAGGAUCACUCACAAUAAUAGCCAGGUGGUCAUGGGGCAUCUGCGGACAGACGGAGACCCUCAGGAGCCCGGAGAUGAGUUUUUCAACAUGUUAAUGAAAUGUCAGUCUUCCAGGAUCGAUGACCAGAGAUGUGCCCCACCCAGCCCGGUGCCAAGGGGACCCACGGUACCAGACGAGGACUUUUUCAGCCUCAUCCAGCGUGUGCAGGCGAAGCGCAUGGACGAGCAGCGGGUCGAUCUCCCGUCCAGCCGCGAGGGGCACGAAGAGAGGAGGCCGAGCUCCAGCUGAGCGACUUCGCGCUGCAGAGACUUGUAGCCGGUGAACGGGGGCCUGGGCCAUUGAGUGGAUCAGGGCACUUGCUGCUGUUGUGAGCGACACUCUAGGUGCGUGCAGUUCCCCCAGUGCUCCUGCAAGGUCAGGGCACAAUGCUACACGAGUGUGCAGCUGUAGAGAGUUGCCAAGGAAGAUAAAGUUUUUAUACAUACUGUAUGUGUAUAUAUAUAUAUAUAAAAAACUUCAUUUCAUCCCAUCCCCUCCCUCCAGUCCACCGUUAACUAAACAUUCGGGAAGCAGAAAACCGAAGCUUUUUUUUUAAAAAAAAAAAUGCGUGUUGAAAAGGUACGAGAGCAUUACCCGGCUGUGACACUGAAUGAAUGUAAGUAAAACUAUUUGGUACAACAGAAGAUCCGAUGCCAAGAGAGCCACGGACAUACACACGUGUACACAGGCCAAAAUGGGUACAUACGUGUGCAGAAACGUGUACCUGCAGGAAGAAGUGUGCACAUAUGAGAGGCAGGUAGUGAAAGCCAUAGAUUGCUUUCGGUUUCAGAGCAGUGCCCAGGUGAAUCGACUGUACUUUGCAUUAUGACCGCCAGAGAUUACAUCGGCCGAUUAUUACCUUUAAAGACGGAGACGGUGUUCAGUACAGCACGGAUUUGUUUGAGCUCGUGGAAUACGUGCAAUAUUCUCCGUCUGCCUCACCCACCAGGAGAAGGCACUAACUCCCACUUCCGACAAACGGCCAAACUUCUCCGAGUUGUCGCAGGUGGGCAGGUGCAGACAGACGCCCACUGUGCCAGCAGCAAUGCAUUUGCUCAGUGGAUGCGUACAGCAGUCAUACAUUCACUGCAGGUCUAUGUUGCAAGGAUUGGGCUGUGUUAUGCAGGAGUUUCCCUUGUUCACUGAGAAUACAAUACGGCUUUAGGAUUACACAGGAAGUUUUAGUCGGAGAAACUUACAGAACUAAAGAAUAAUCUUUUUUACAUUUGGGAAGAAAACAAAAGGAAAACGUUCAAUCGUUUUCUUUCAACGCCUGUCGAGGUGUAAAAAUAUCUCUGCAUUUCUUGGUGAUUUAGGGCCCUGUUGUUUGCUUAUCGGUAAAAUUACUGAGCUUUGGUGACGGCCUGAAAUGGUCUUAAAACCUAAGGAGGCGUAAGAAUGAUGGUAAAUUUUUAAAAUUCUUGUCUUAAUUUGGAAGCUGUUGUUCCAUGGCUUUCAAAAAGCCUGAUUUCCAAAUUAAUGGAUUUAAGAAUUUCAAGACAAUUAGAAAUCUCCCAGGCUAAGACGAGGUGGAAUUUGGAGCUUUUUCGUUGGGUUUCCAAACCCACACCCCAUAGCACCCCCUUCACGGCUAUUUUGUGUAUCUGCUUCUGUGUAAUUAAUUCUCCUCUCAAGCAUUGAGAGAUCAACCCUAUGGUACGAUUUUUUUCACUGCCGUAAAGCAUCGGUCUCGAAUGAAUUAACUUUACCCUUUGAUUUAUAAAAAGUACUGUUUCUGUAAAUAUGACGCCAAUCCCCAUUUUAUCCCAAAGGUGUAAAUCGUAUGAAAUUUUACACAGGCUUGUAAUAAAAAUGAUGAGUUCUGCA
This is a messenger RNA of Callorhinchus milii (elephant shark), 3790 nucleotides long. RefSeq names its product G protein signaling modulator 1b (gene gpsm1b). The transcript is spliced from 15 exons. Gene Ontology annotation, molecular function: protein binding; GTPase regulator activity. The record is from RefSeq and is a predicted model, not a curated record. NCBI's taxonomy places the organism in Eukaryota, Metazoa, Chordata, Chondrichthyes, Chimaeriformes, Callorhinchidae. Bases 179 to 2212 code for a protein of 677 amino acids.